Molecule: messenger RNA, 729 nt
Organism: Glycine soja
Lineage: Eukaryota; Viridiplantae; Streptophyta; Magnoliopsida; Fabales; Fabaceae
Exons: 2
Coding region: 130-540 (136 amino acids)
Source: RefSeq, a predicted model, not a curated record
CUCACAUAAUAUAUAUGUGUAUAUAUAAUCAUAUUAUUAUUAGUAUUUUCUUACAUUACAUAAAUAGUGCAUAUACCAUAUAGCUUAUGCUAUAGUGCUAUACCAUUAUACCAACUAAUUUCACUUGCAAUGGACACUACAAUUGUUAUUGCUACUGCUGCUGAAGCUAAUAAGGUUCAACAUGUCACCAAGAAAUCUUCUGAUGAGCUUCUGAGGAAGUUCGCCGAAGCGGGUUCCGACGAGGCCGCCGGGGAAAACAAACGGAGGAAGAAGAAGAAGAGGGAAAGUGAAUUGUGUGAGUGUGACAGCCCCUCUUCCAAUGGUGGCGCCGCCAUGGUGGAAAGGAGGUCCCUUCUGCUGCCAAAAGUGACGCGGAGGUCGGUGUUGCUCCGGCAGCUGAGGGUGAGGGAUGUUAGAAACAAGUCAUCACUCUUUGGAACCAUUCAUAAGACAUGGCGUAGAACCGUGGAAGGUGCCUCCAGAGUUUUCUUGGAAAAACAUUAUCAUCGCCAUAAGCGUUUGAUCAAUGAUAUUGUUUAGGCUCUGAUGAAAAAUCUACUACAAGUAUAUGAGCUAAUUCCUGGUCAGAAGGAAAAUGCAAAAGCUCUCACUCUAUAUGUAUAUUGCCCCAUUAAAUUAAUUCAAUUAUUGAUGCUAUGCACUUUUUUUUACUGUUUGUUUAUUCUUUCGCCUUCAACUAAUAAAAUUUAUUCGUUCAUUCACUCUCCA